ACAUUUAACGAAGAAUAUAGUGUGUCAGAGGGUGAGAGUUGUAAGGAGGACAAAACAUGUAGGCCAGGGUACAGGAGGCCGUGGAGGAUGGGGUGUUGUGUGCUGAGUGUCUCCCCCAAAUCUAGAUUCUGGAGCCCUAACCCCCAGGGUGACUGCAUCUGGGGGGCGCUGUAUGGAAAAAAGGACGGCUGGCAUCAAGGCGACAAGAAACAGCGUUGGCGAGAAGAGGGGGCCUCUGAGCACCGUUGGUGGGAACGCCGCCCGUGCGUGGACUGCCACGCGUUCGAGUUCAUGCAGCGCGCCCUGCAGGAUCUUCGGAAGACGGCCUACAGCCUGGACUCGAGGGGCCUGAGGAUCCAGAAUCUCCUGGAGCCUGGAGCUGGGCUCCUGAGAGCAGCCGCCCCCAGCCCCUCCUGGAAGGACGGAGACCCUCCUGCUUCAGGCCGAGCGCCGGGCCCUCUGUGCCUGCUGGCCUGCCGGGCGCUGAGGAUCCUCAGACACCACUGUCCCCUCAUCAAUAAACGCCCGGCCCAGCACGCUGUGUCCUGUCUCCCUGUUCUGACCACCACAGCAGUUGCGUCGCCCCCAGCAUCCCUGCUUGGGCUCCUCUGUGGGUCUUCGGUGCCCCACCUGUUCCGUGGGGGCUGA
Suricata suricatta (meerkat) is the source of this 648-nucleotide messenger RNA. It is a transcript of the gene NICOL1, whose product is annotated as chromosome 1 C4orf48 homolog. The transcript is spliced from 5 exons. Lineage: Eukaryota; Metazoa; Chordata; Mammalia; Carnivora; Herpestidae. The record is from RefSeq and is a predicted model, not a curated record. The coding region runs from base 88 to 648 and encodes 186 amino acids.